Molecule: messenger RNA, 1674 nt
Organism: Glycine soja
Lineage: Eukaryota; Viridiplantae; Streptophyta; Magnoliopsida; Fabales; Fabaceae
Product: protein AAR2 homolog
Exons: 13
Coding region: 116-1291 (391 amino acids)
Biological process (GO): spliceosomal tri-snRNP complex assembly
Source: RefSeq, a predicted model, not a curated record
UUAUUAUCGCCCCCGCUCUUGAAGUAGAAGAGUGUUGUCAUUUCUCAAUUGUUCUUAGUUGCGAAGCAGUUUGCAGCAUAGCACUAUCUCGAAAUUGUUCAUUUUCCUCUAAUCUAUGGAUCCCGAAACAGCGUUAGAACUUGUCAAGCACGGUGUCACUCUCCUCUUACUCGAUGUUCCUCAGUACACCCUUGUCGCCGUCGAUACUCAGAUGUUCUCUGUGGGGCCUGCUUUUAAGGGUAUUAAGAUGAUUCCUCCAGGCGUUCAUUUUGUGUAUUAUAGUUCAUCAAGCAGGGAUGGGAAGGAGUUCUCAUCAAUUAUUGGAUUUUUUAUUGAUGCUGGCCCUUCAGAGGUAAUUGUUCGUAAAUGGGAUCAACAAGAGGAAAGGUUAAUCAAAUUAUCUGAGGAAGAGGAAGAAAGAUAUAGUCAAGCUGUUAAAAAUUUGGAAUUUGACAGACAACUUGGACCUUACAAUCUCAGCCAUUAUGAAGAUUGGAAACAAUUAUCUAAUUUUAUCACAAAGAGCGUCAUUGAACGGCUUGAGCCCAUUGGAGGUGAAAUUACUGUUGAAUGUGAAAAUGAGAUAGUUAGAAAUGCUACUAAAAUGCCAAUGGAGGACGCACUAGGCAAGCAGCUGAAGGUUGGUAAUUCUGCAACAUCUGUUGGCAAGUCUCAGAGGAAAGGAUGUUAUUAUACCUCAAUUCCACAUGUUGUGAAAUGCAAGGGGAUUAGUGGGCAGGAACUUACUUCUUUGAAUCUCGACAAGACACAAUUGUUAGAAACUCUACUGGCAAAAGAUUAUGGAGGUUCUGAAGACUUGCUUCUUGGAGAACUGCAAUUUGCAUUUGUUGCCUUUUUGAUGGGGCAAUCACUUGAAGCAUUUCUCCAAUGGAAGUCAUUAGUUAGCCUUUUGUUUGGCUGCACUGAAGCACCUUUCCGCACACGAACUCAUCUAUUCACAAAGUUCAUAAAAGUCAUCUAUAAUCAACUAAAAUACGGACUACAGAAAGAUCACAUGGGUGAAACAGGAUCAGCAUUAUUGGACGAUUCUUGGAUUUCUGCUGAUAGCUUUUUGCACCAUCUUUGCAAGGACUUCUUUUCAUCAUUGCUUGAUGGGUCGGUUGUUGAUGGAGAUCUUUUAAAAUGGACAAGGAAAUUUAAGGAGCUGUUGGAGAGAAAUCUAGGGUGGGAGUUUCAGCAGAGCAGUGCUGUUGAUGGAAUGUAUUUUGAGGAGAAUGAUGAGUACGCUCCUGUAGUUGAGAUGUUGGAUGAUGAAGCUCCAGUUGUUUAAAAAUGUGGAUUAUGUCAUCACUUGGCCAUAACAGGUUUUUCUGAGGAACUAAACCAUGACUGUCACGCCACUUUGCAUGGCCUUUGGCCAACUUACACUCACAAGCAUACCCUUCCCUCACAAUGUACAGUAAAAGCAAACUAUAGGAAGAUCAUUUGCAAUAUAUCAAAUUUCAAUUGUGUUAAAGUCAAAUGUUGUACUUAAAGUAGAAGUUCAGUAACUUUUCUCUUUAGUGGGAAACUUUCAAUAACUUUGAUGGAGAUUGAUAUUGUUUACACAGCUGCUCAGAUUUUGGUACUCCUCUUGGAAACUUGUGGUUUGUUAAUUUAUUAUGACAUGUUCGAUGAACUGCCAAUUGGAGGCACAUGUUUUCCUUUUGUGAC